UGCAAAUUGCCAGCAAACAUUGAAUUUCGGUGUGUGCAAUUAAAAAAUUCGAAAACAAUACUUUUCAAAAUGAUGAACGAGGCUGCUGCACUGGCAAACAUGAUACCGUACGACACAAUCGGACUCUACGAACAGCCCAAGCCCCGUUUCAUCUUUAAAAUGCCGCGGGUGGUGCCCGACCAGAAGUCCAAAUUCGAAAGCGAUGAACUCUUUCGUCGUUUAAGUCGCGAGAGUGAGGUACGCUAUACGGGCUAUCGGGAGCGCAGCAUUGAGGAGCGUCAGGUGCGUUUUAUGAACGGCUGUCGUGAGGGACACACAGAGGCCAGUUUUGUGGCAUCGGGCACAAAUCUACAGCUGGUGUUCAAUGCCAAUCAGAAUCCGUACCUGCACGACAAGGAGUGCGAUUUUGACAAGGAACACGGCAAGGUGCACAUCAAAUCCUAUUUCAUUAUGAAUGGCGUCUGUGUACGCUUCCGCGGCUGGCUGGAUCUGGAGCGUCUGGAUGGCGUUGGUUGUCUCGAGUAUGAUGAGCGGCGGGCCAUGCAUGAGGAUGCCAUUUUGCGGGAUCAGAUCGAUCGCUAUAAUCAGCGACUGCGCGAUUUUGAGGAUACCAAGCGAGCUUACCGCGACAAUCGCCAGGACGAGAUGGAGGCAGUACGGCGGGGUGUCGCCUCCGGCGGCAUUGGUGUCGGCGCCAGCAUGUGGCGUCGUUAGUUGGAUUUUUGGACGGCAUCAGCGCCGUCACAACAACAGCAGCAGCACCAGCAGCAGCAGCACCAACUGCAGCAGCAGCAACUGCAACAGCAGCACCUACUGCAGCAGCAUCAUCAGCAACAGCAGCAUGAGACUCAAUUCGCAAAUACUCAAUACUUUAUGGAAAACUGAAAAAUGCUCCAAACUAAAACUAAAAAAAAAACCCAACCUUGCCACCAAAAUGCGAGAU
Molecule: messenger RNA, 943 nt
Organism: Drosophila grimshawi
Lineage: Eukaryota; Metazoa; Arthropoda; Insecta; Diptera; Drosophilidae
Gene: Bgb
Product: protein big brother
Exons: 1
Biological process (GO): regulation of transcription by RNA polymerase II
Cellular component (GO): nucleus; core-binding factor complex
Molecular function (GO): sequence-specific DNA binding; transcription coactivator activity
Source: RefSeq, a predicted model, not a curated record